Messenger RNA from Lactuca sativa (garden lettuce), 2001 nucleotides. The record is from RefSeq and is a predicted model, not a curated record. NCBI's taxonomy places the organism in Eukaryota, Viridiplantae, Streptophyta, Magnoliopsida, Asterales, Asteraceae.
GGUAUCAAGAGCCGUAAGUGAUUUUUUUUUCUGGUCGCUGUUACGAUUCGCUCAUUCCUCCUUCUUCUCGAUUAUGACUUACACGAUUGUGUUUAUGCUGCCAUUCAAGUAAGAAGGUUUCACACUUCUCAAUAAAAUUAAUCACGUCUGCUUCCUGUUUUUCUCUCCAUCGACCCGUACCCUCUGUCCAAAAUCGAUUCCGCUGCAUUAACAAGUACAAGUUGUCCGUUGAAAGGGUUCUUCUACGGUACAUAUUACUACAAUCCUUCUACCUGCGGUAAGUUCUCUGGUAUUUGUUUCGUUUUUUAUUUCACACGUUUCUUUGAUUUUCCGGCAUCAUGUCUUCUCCUGCAAACACCUCUACCGUGUCACCUCCUGCCCAACAACUUGUAUAUGCGGUUACAAAUGUCUAUAAUCAAUUUAGUUUCAAAUUAACUGCGGAUGGAUCAAAAUACAAAUUAUGGUGUCGCAUUUUUCAAGAUAUAUGUAAAGGUGCUAAGGUUCUAGGUCACAUCAAUGGCAAAUCCAAGCCCUCAAGAGAAGAUGAUGAAGAUUGGGAGUCAAUCGACUCACGUGUGAAGUCGUGGUUCUAUUCCACUUGUGAUCCAACUGUUUUGCAGAUUAUUUCUAGCGACAAUUGCACUGUUAAGGACUUAUGGGACAACUUACAUGAGUUUUUUCUCAAUAACAAAAUGCCACGAAUGCUCCAAUUGCAAGAACAAUUCCGCAAUACAAAAAAAGACGCCUCGUCAAUUACCAAAUAUUGUCACAAUCUCAAACAUAUUGCUGACGCCUUAGCCGAUGUUAACUCAGAAAUUACUGAACUGGAACUUGUCAUGCAAAUCUUACGUGGUCUCGCGGCGUCGUAUCAUAGCAUCGUCGAUGUUGUCACUAAUACUAAGCCUUUUCCGUCAUUCUUGGAAGCUAAGAAUAUGCUUUUACUACAUGAAACCCGCGAAGUGAAUGAAGAUCAACUGACUGAUCAAUCCAUCCCGGCUAAUACAGCUCUUUAUUCCGUUUCUCAACAAUCCGGAAAAUCGAAAAACAAAUGGAAUAAAAAUCGUAAUAAUAACCGGGCUACUUCCAAGGGGGUGGUAAUUCUAGCAUAUCUACUAGUACUAACCAAUUUGCAGGUACAAAUCCGGGUCAAAAUUCUCAAUUUGCAGGAAUUAUGGGGCCAAAUCCGAAUGCAAAUAAUCAAGCUUUACAAAAUCAAUCUCAAACAUUUUUUUAUGGUGCCCCUGGAAUUCUCGGCAACUCUUUUGUGCAUCCAUAUUAUGCAUACAACACAAUCCCAAUUAGUCCCCAACAACAAAUGCAAAGUCCACAUGCACCUGUCCAAGCCCAACAAGUCCACCAACUACAACACGUGUUGAAUCAGCAGCCCAUUGCUGCCUUUAGGCCAGCAGCGCAUCCAUCUCCUAUUUUUUGGACAACCCACUGUUCCGCAGUCCAGGCCUACUAGCGCUGGAUUUUCAAAUCAACCCACUGCAAAUUUUUUUGGUACACAGGUUACCGCACCGCAACAACCGACUGAUCUAGCGUCCAUUUUUCAAGCGAUGUCGCUUCAACCACCACAAGAUAACCAAUUUUACAUGGACACGGGUGCUUCUUCUCACAUGUCGUUUAACCAAGGAUCUUAAUUCAGGUACUCUUCUCCAACGAUGCGACAGUGUUGGUGAUUUAUAUCCAUUUCUUCCUACUCGCACCUCUUCUGUCCCGGCUAAAGCUCUUGUUGCGGUGUCUCUUCCUACAUGGCAUCGUUGUCUAGGACAUCCCGGUUCCUCUGUUCUUCGUUUCCUGCAUUCUCGAAAUUUUAUUUCUAGCAACUCAAAUAAAAUCCCAACUUGUCAUGCUUGUCAAGUUGGAAAACAUUGUCGUUUACCUUUUACGUCUUCCACAACUAAAACAUCUCAUGUGUUUGAACUUAUUCAUUCUGAUUUAUGGACAUCUCCGGUUACUAGUUGAAGUGGAUUUAAAUAUUACAUAUUGUUCCUUGAU